GUCACACGCUGCUGAGCUCGUUCAGCGCCAGUGGAGGCAAGAAGGGCAGCGCCAAGAAGCAGUCGAGCCAAAAUUCUGGCGUUGAACUGGGCACUGACUCUGCUGACGGCGUUGACUACGACUGGCUGCCCGAACAUCUCAAGGCUGAACUCAAGAGGCAAUCUCUUAUGACCCGCAACGGCUCAGCCACAAAAACACGGAAAAGCAAUCAAAGCGAGAGAUCUGUAUCUGAACCCUCCAAGAAGUCCGCCAUCACAACCUCCGUCAGAUCAGCGCCCAAGCAAUCGUCUGCUAGACUCAGGAAGAUCUAAGCUAACUGGUGCACAGCUACACCUUCACCAUUAGUUUACUUCACAUCAGUGACGUUUUGCGUUCCGCUCGUAAAUUGUUUGUGUUGUUGCUUCCGAGUUCCGAGAAACAGUUGGUGAUUUUUCUGCUUUCUUAGAGAAUAUCUGUGAGUGAAUGGGCGACAGUCACACCUGAUCUUCAGUUUGUGUGAUGGAAUGACACCCAUGCAAUUUAAUGAAUUGGUGGCAUGUAUUGGUCGUGUAGCAUUCCCUUUAGUUUUGUUUAUUUUCCUAGAUGAGACGUUCAUCUAAAUCGUAUGUGGUCAGAGUUUUGAGCAAGUAUGAUUCAAAGCAAGAAAUGUAUGAUUAUUAGAAUACAUUGACGUUGAUUAGCUCUGAAAAGCUCGCAUUUAAUUUAAACAUUUUCGUUCAUUACUGGCGUGAUCAAUUAGUGUGACUCUCUCCUUUAAGAUUUCCUAUCUCAGUUCUUAUAAUAGAAAGAUAUGAAUAGAGCUGUUCACAAAAUCACAUGGUCAGUUGAGGCCUAUUAUGUUAUAUGAUAUUAAGAUGAACAAUAUUCAAACUCUGUUUACUUAAUGGCUUCAUCUGCUCACCUUCUUUUGACGUUAAAAUUUUUCUGGAAGGGGACUAGUUUUCUUUCUUUGCAUUUUUAAUGUUUGUAAAUACUAUAAACAUGUUUGCCCAUACUUUUAUUCAGUUCAAAGUUAGAGACCGUGACAUUUAUUCAAUUUGUAAAAUUGUGUUUGAUUCACAUCGCGUUGUGAAUCUUGUUGUUUCUUACUUGUUUUAAAAGAAUUUUGCGUUCUCGAUGUAUUUGUUAGCCAUUCUCUAAAUUUUCCCACUAUUGACGCUAGAGUACCGUUUCAAUUUAGCAUGUAUGUAUAUAAGAUUUAGGCUUCUGAAUGUUGUGAUCAAGCUCUUGUCGGGCUGUGGAGUGUCGGUUCUUUUUUAUUUAAUGAAAUAUUUAACGUAAUUAUUUUAGUACCUCCUGUCUGCAUUCGAGUCUCGUAGCGUCCGUGAAAUUGUUUGUAUCCCGCGUUGAAUGGAGUUAGUUCUACGUGCUCGCAGACACGUGAUGUGCGUUGUCGGCCUCGUGUUGAGAGAGCUUAUUCCUCUCCCGUUAUGUUUUAGAUCAUAAUGGUAUUUUCAA
Molecule: messenger RNA, 1458 nt
Organism: Hyalella azteca
Lineage: Eukaryota; Metazoa; Arthropoda; Malacostraca; Amphipoda; Hyalellidae
Exons: 2
Source: RefSeq, a predicted model, not a curated record